This is a messenger RNA of Homarus americanus (American lobster), 3666 nucleotides long. Its product is annotated as protein mono-ADP-ribosyltransferase PARP12-like. The transcript has 6 exons. The coding region runs from base 704 to 2578 and encodes 624 amino acids. Lineage: Eukaryota; Metazoa; Arthropoda; Malacostraca; Decapoda; Nephropidae. The record is from RefSeq and is a predicted model, not a curated record. Gene Ontology annotation, molecular function: NAD+ poly-ADP-ribosyltransferase activity; zinc ion binding.
AGGAAUAGGGUGUCGUUUUCUGAGCUCUGCCAAAGGUGCUGUUUUGUUAUCGUCGGUACAGAGGUGUCACUCAUCCACCUCCACACGUCGGUAUAGAAGUGUCACUCAUCCACCUCCACACGUCGGUACAGAGGUGUCACUCAUCCACCUCCACACGUCGGUAUAGAGGUGUCACUCAUCCACCUCCACACGUCGGUAUAGAAGUGUCACUCAUCCACCUUCACACGUCGGUACAGAGGUGUCAGAAGCACUCAUCCACCUCCACACGUCGGUACAGAGGUGUCAGAAGCACUCCUCCACCUCCACACGUCGGUACAGAGGUGUCACUCAUCCACCUCCACACGUCGGUACAGAGGUGUCACUCAUCCACCUCCACCGACUCACCCAACACUCAUCCAUGGGUAGUAGGAACACCAGGUAACUUACGGAUGCCGAUUAGAAAGAGAAAGAGAGAGAGAACUUUCUUUCAACAUGCCUUUCUCCCGUGUGGUGCGAGACCUUCUUGACUCAGAUAAUAUUGAUGAUGUUAGCUAUGAAUUUACGAUCAGCGAAAACAAAAAGAGAUUCCCUACAACUGGAGAUAAGCUGUCAACACGCCACGACGAGCCUGAACACGUCUUAAACUCGUCCUGAACACAAGCUAAACACGUCCUGAACACAACAAGAACACGCCCUGAACACGUCCCAUCCUACCACCCUCAACAUGGAUCAAGGUCAGGCCAACAGGACGUUCCUCCGCCCACGGAAGCUGGUGGAGGUGUUGUCGACGAAGCCUCACCUCUCCACCACGCUGCUUCACCUCUGGCAAAAACACAACUUCCAGCCGUCUGGUGUACGUCGGGUGGCCUUCACCUACCCGAGGGUGUUUCACCUGGAGGAGGAGGUGGUGAAGCUGAGGCCUAUGGUGACGCUGUGCCCCUACUACAGCAGCAACCCCGGUAGCUGUGACCUCGCUGACGAGUGCCAGAACCUGCACUACCUGCACGACGUGUGUACCGGGGACGUCUGUUACCGGAGCCAUGACUGGGACGACCAACCGAACUCCCGAAUCUUGUACAACUUGUUCCUAGAGGGCGUGGCCAACGACGUGCUGUGCAAGAUGGUGCAGCUGGUGAUGCAGGAGUCUGAGGGUGAGGCGAGGGUGCUGCCGAGGAGCGGCCGCAGCAGCGCCUCCCUCUGGACCCUCUACCCGGACGGGGAUGUCCCCGAACCAGAGAUCUGUUACGACUCGGUGGAGGGACUAUGCGACAGGGAGAGCACCGGCUGUCAACGGCUUCACGCCACCCGACACUACCAGUUCCAGGUGCGGGAGGAAGGUGGCCGCUGGCAGAAUCUCCAGGACUCCCAAGUGGACGCCCUAGAACGCAGCUACUGCGACCCAUCACAGGAGAGUGUACAAGUCCCCCCGCUGUACCCCGUCAGCUACCACCCAUCACAACACAUCCUGCAGCAGCUGAUGGGGCAGGACACGUGGGAGGUGCAAUUCAACACCAAUACUCUCACCAAUUCCUCUGGCGAGAUCCUGUGGCUCCGUCGACUGUGUACGGAGGAGAAGGAAGACACUGAGGUUCCGGCGAGGACCUUCAUCUGGUAUUUCUCAGUUGAAGACGACAUUUGGCUGCCCUUUGGAACUCCCUGCGAGGACGUGAAGAGUAGCGUGAACUCUGAGGAGAUAGAGAGUAACUAUAAGAACGGCGACGAGGUGAUGUACUUCGCCACCAGCAGGUCGACCUACACCAUCAACUUCGUCACCAUGACUCAGACCAACGAUCAGAGCGGCUAUCAGCGGGAGAUCCGACGACGACCUAAGCCUCACUUCCAACACGAACGAAACACAACCACGCUCUUGUCUCCCACCUGUCACUACGACGAGUCCCCCUCAUCCUCUUCAAACGACAAUGACGAGGAGCCUCCGACGACCCCAUCUCCCACCCCCAGGGCCCCCUCCCCCAGUAACCAAGACUCCAAUCUUGAGACGUCCUUCCCUGAGACCUGGGAGGAGAUGGGCCCAAAGGAAGCUGUGCGCCUCAAGUCCCUCAACCCGUACACGAGUGAGUACAAGGAGGUGGCGGAGCUGCUGGAGCCCGGACUACACAACAGGAGUGUGAUGGGGAUCAAGCGUGUCCAGAACCGUCAGUUGUGGAGCGACUUCCAGAGGAGAUGCAGCGAGAUGCCCGACAAGUACAAGGGACCAGAACCCACCGUGAGGCAGCUGUUCCACGGCACCACGAAGGAUGUCUUGUCGAAGAUCCUGAAGAAGAACCUGGACAGGACCCAUCAGGGGAGAUCCUACGGGAAUAAGACCAGGUACGGCCGAGGCACCUACUUCUUCUCAAACGUGAACAGGGCAUUAAGGCACAGCACCCCAGACACUGCCGACGACCACUGCUACCUGCUGGUGAUCCUGGUGGCUAUCGGAGCUGUGACCAAAGGCGACCCUAGCAUGGUAGAUCCCCCACCAGACCCCGACGACGACAUCACCUUCGAUACUACCGUAGAUGAUCCCGACGGCCCGACAGUCUACGUUAAGUACGACAAGGCGGAGUAUUACCCACAAUAUAUCGUGACCGUAAUGUAACUCUCCGCAAUAUUAACACUGCAGUUGCCUUCAUUUAGUGUGUGUGUGUGUGUGUGUGUGUGUGUGUGUGUGUGUGUGUGUGUGUGUGUGUGGCCUUAAGUAGCAAGGUGUCCGUAAUAAUAAACUUUUUUGUUUAUACUCAUUUGUGUUUAAGAAAUGAUGUUGUUUAAACUGGUCACAUCCAAGUGUUGAAUCUAUUGAUCAUUUGUGUUUGUUUGUGUGUGUAUGUGUGUAUGUGUGUUUGUGACUUUCUAUAUUAUUGUAUUUAUGUUUGUUUAUGAAUGUUCGUGUGUUUGUUUAUUUGUUUGUUUGUCCACACGGGAACUAUCUUUCACCUUGUCAUAACUAUAACCAAAACUUUACACAGCUUAAGCCUAGAAUAGUAAAAAAAAAAAAACAACAACAACAACAACUAUAUAUUUAGACAAAAUUUAGGCCUAUUUUAUAUUUUUUAUUUUUCUCGGAUCGGGUCAAGGUCAGAGGUCAUUGCUAGAGGUCACAGGUAGUUAACAUGACUAAAAAGCGAAGGGGGGUGUUUUUUGGUGGGUGAACAGGGGAGGGGGGGUGUAACGAUUAUAUAGAGUUUUAAUUGACUGUCUCUAUUAACAGGUUAUGUAUAUAGUGAAACCUCUAUAUAGCGGAUUUCUCUGUAUUAUCCGUUAUAUGAGGGGGUUCACAUCUAAGGGACCCUCGAUAUAACGGACUUUCCACUAUAUAAUCCGUUAAAUAGAGGUUUCACAUACACAUUUUUAAAACUCAUUAUAUUAGUCUUUCUUUACAUUUAAUAAAGCUUACAUAGGGUAUUUAAAUCUCUACAUGAGGCUAAUAUAUAAUGCUUUUGUCGCCUUAAUGCUCCCUGAGGGGGUUAGGUUUAAGGUAGGUUAGGUUAGGGUAGGUUAGGGUAGGGUUAGGUUAGGGUGUGGUAGGGUAGGUUAAGUUAGGUUAGGUUAGGUUAGGUUAGGUUAGGUUAGGGUAUCUAAUCUUCACGUGAUCCAUUUAUUCCCAUUACUCGCUGUGUGUUGUCAACGUCACUGCUCUAAUUCUUUCUCCAUUGUAUAUAACUGAUCAAUAAAAAUUAAUAUAAACAA